AUGAGAAAACCUCCCUUUGAGCAUUGUUUGGAUUGUCCUAUCAUCAUAAAACUGAUGGAUGCAUGUCCUCUCUCACCUUUCUGGCAGAUAGUCAAAGAAGAAGGGUUAAGUGGCUUGGCAGAUGCAUCUCUACUUUAUGAAUUAUUCAUGGUCAUAAUUUCAUUGGUGCCUUGGAUUUGCGGAUUGAUAUUGGGAAUAUUACUAUUGAAGAGACGAGACAUGAGAUCUUUAAUCCGUGUUUUGACACAUUUGUGUGCUCACAUAACUUGUGAUGUUGUCAAAGUCGUUUAUUUCAAAGAGGAUAGACCAGAUGGAUCCUGCUCUUUAAAGUAUGGACUACCCUCUUGUCAUUCUAUAUUUGCAGGAUUGUACACAAGUUGGGUUUUAAUUGAAAUAUUCGUUAUUGGAAUGAAACUAAAAACUAGACAUAUAAUUGCAGUGAUUUCUAUGCUAAUAGUCCCAUAUUCAAGAAUUUACUUGAUAUAUCACACACUAAAAUAAUGUAUCUAUGGUUGGACUAUUGGCUUGGUGUUUGCCAUUGUAGGUUUGACAUUCCAUCAUCAAUACAAGAAAAGCAGAAAGAAUUAAUAAGUUAAAGUCAAACAAUGAUUGUUUAUUUAUAUGUGUCAUUAAUCCCAUUAUUUAAUGUAGAAA
This is a messenger RNA of Paramecium tetraurelia, 654 nucleotides long. RefSeq lists its product as uncharacterized. Gene Ontology annotation, molecular function: sphingosine-1-phosphate phosphatase activity. Lineage: Eukaryota; Ciliophora; Oligohymenophorea; Peniculida; Parameciidae. The transcript is spliced from 2 exons. The record is from RefSeq and is a predicted model, not a curated record.